This is a messenger RNA of Saccoglossus kowalevskii, 1473 nucleotides long. Its product is annotated as monocarboxylate transporter 12-like. NCBI's taxonomy places the organism in Eukaryota, Metazoa, Hemichordata, Enteropneusta, Harrimaniidae. The record is from RefSeq and is a predicted model, not a curated record. Gene Ontology annotation, molecular function: transmembrane transporter activity. Gene Ontology annotation, biological process: transmembrane transport.
AUGCAGACACCAACGUUAUAUAACCCCCCUGACGGGGGGUGGGGGUGGGCUGUAACAUUCGGAGCUUUUAUUGUGUUAUUUUUGGCGGCUGGUCUUCCUCAAUGCAUUGGAGUGUUUUUCUUCGAAUUCCGUCGUUAUUAUCACGCGGACGCCAAGCAAGUGUCAAUUCUUGGAGCUCUUUUCUUCAGUAUGGUGUUCCUAUUAAGUCCUAUAAGUUCUGCCAUGGCCAACAAGAUUGGAACGCGUCCAGUCGUAUUUCUUGGCGGUGUGAUUUCUAUGUUCGGGCUAGUUAUAAGCGCUUUCGCUUCAGGCAUAGGAUUUCUCUGUAUUUCACUCGGAAUCAUAACAGGUUUUGGAUGUAGUUUAGGUAUGGUACCGAGCAUGGCGAUUAUUGGUCACUACUUCAAUCAAAAACACUCUGUAGCAAGCUCAAUGGCUCUGACUGGACCUGCUUUCGCAACCAUAAUCCUCCCAAGGCUUUGUAGCAUACUCAUCGGCAAAUUUGGAUGGAGGGGCUCUAUUAUAAUCGUCGGUGCCUUAAUGAUGAAUAUGUGCGUAGGUGCUUCGUUUUAUCGCCCAGCUCCAAUGUCGACUGAUAAACCCCGUCGCCAUAGAUACGAUGACGAAGACACUGAAGAUGAAGUUUCUGACAUUGAAUCUAGUUUGGAAAGUUUAGAAUCCACAUACACAGCGAAUGAAAAACCGAAAAACAUCAAACGAAAAAUUUGUGACCUUGCUUUAUGUAAAGACUUUUAUCGCUAUGUCAUGAUAUGUAUAGUAUUUGUGUUUAUCGGAUUCGCCGCCGCCAUCGCUAUGUCGUUUUUGAUGCCACGAGCCCUCGCAGCUGGCGCCAGUCGUACAAAGGCUGGUAUAUUGAUGGCGAUCGUUGGCAUCGUCAACUUCAUAUCGAGGAUUAUCCUCGGUUUUCUCACCAAGUGCGUUUCACCGUACAAAAUAUUUUGUAUUGACAUUUUCAUCUUUGCUAUAAUCUCUAUUGGUUCUACAUUCGGGAAGGCUUAUAUAGUUCUGUUGCUUUAUGCCGUGGUGUUCGGGAUAUUUAUGGCAACCCUGGGCGUACUCCCGCCUAUUAUUUUUAGAAGGAUGGUAGGGCCUGAUAGAUUUCAAUCUGCAAUGGGGUUGUCCAUGAUGUGCUGUGGUAUUGGGCUACUACUUGGUCCAAUUAUUGGAGGUUCAAUAGUUGGCAAUUCCGGCAGCUUCAGUGCAGCAAUCUUAUUAUCGGGGUUCGUGUUUCUUAUCAGUUUUAGUAUCCUUCUGACUGAGCCGUGUUUCGAGAAAUGUGAGUUUGCCAGAGAUGUAGAGAAUGCGACGAAAGAGGGGUUUACUGAAGAUGAAAUCAUUGAACAACUUAUUGUUUCUACCCCAAAACACCAUAUGACGAAAUAUUAAAACUGUGUUCAGCCAAGUGGGUGACCAACCACUUAUUUAUUGGCGUAUAGAAUACUAGUAGUCGGG